Molecule: messenger RNA, 385 nt
Organism: Cokeromyces recurvatus
Lineage: Eukaryota; Fungi; Mucoromycota; Mucoromycetes; Mucorales; Mucoraceae
Product: 40S ribosomal protein S29
Exons: 3
Coding region: 106-276 (56 amino acids)
Biological process (GO): translation
Cellular component (GO): cytosolic small ribosomal subunit; ribosome
Molecular function (GO): structural constituent of ribosome; zinc ion binding
Source: RefSeq, a predicted model, not a curated record
GCCUACUUUAAUGUCCGACGUCCCUUCAAUUUUUUAAAAAAUAAAAAAAAUUUUUUUCUGUUUUGCUGUUUUUUUUUUCUUCUUCCUCUAAUUCGUUAUAUAAAAAUGGUUCACGCUAACGUUUGGAAUUCUCACCCCAAGUCCUAUGGUAAAGGUUCUCGUCAAUGUCGUGUUUGUGCCCAUCGUGCCGGUUUGAUCCGUAAAUACAACUUGAACAUCUGCCGUCAAUGUUUCCGUGAAUAUGCUAACGAUAUUGGUUUCCACAAGUACCGUUAAAUUUUGAUAUAUGGCUGUUAAAAUAUAAAAAAUGGGCCAUUUGUGAUAUUUAUAUAUAUACACACACAAAAAAAAAAUUAAAUAAAACCUUUUCUUUUGUGGAAACAGA